This is a messenger RNA of Triticum aestivum (bread wheat), 3033 nucleotides long. Its product is annotated as disease resistance protein RGA5. The record is from RefSeq and is a predicted model, not a curated record. The coding region runs from base 10 to 2799 and encodes 929 amino acids. Gene Ontology annotation, molecular function: ADP binding; ATP hydrolysis activity. Gene Ontology annotation, biological process: defense response to other organism. NCBI's taxonomy places the organism in Eukaryota, Viridiplantae, Streptophyta, Magnoliopsida, Poales, Poaceae. The transcript is spliced from 2 exons.
CAGGCAGACAUGGCAGUUACAGAGAUGGCAGUGAGCAUCGGCACCGGAGCCAUCAACUCCGUCAUCAGCAAGCUAAAUGACCUGCUCGGCGACGAGGUCACCAGCCUGGUCGGGACAGCCCUGCUCGGCAAGAAAGUCAAGCUUGGUAUCCAGUACCUGAGAAACGAGCUGAGCAGCAUGAAAGCCGUGCUGCUCAGGCUCUCGGACAUGGAGGAGCACAUGGAACCGCAGACCAGGGAGUGGAGGGACAGGGUCCGGGAUAUGUCGUUCGAGAUCGAGGACUACAUUGACCGCUUCGUGCAGCGCCGCCGCGGCCAUGGAGGCUCCCAGUCCCAGGGGGGUGAUGGUGGCCUCGUCAGCAAGGCCGUGAGAAAGAUCAAGAGUGUGUGGGACGACUUCCAGACUGGCAAGGAGAUCGAUGAGCUCAAAGCCAUGGUAGUCGAGGAGAGCGAGCGGCGCAAUCGGUACAACAUUGACCAGUGCCUCCCGCUGCCUCCACCCCAUGUUCCCUUGGACCAAGCAGGACUACGCACGCAGUACGAGGCGGUCAGAAAUCCGGUGGGCAUUGAUGGCCCCCGGGAGAAAAUAUUUGGGUGGCUGAUGGAGCAAGACGCGAAACCAAACGUGGUGGCCAUCUUUGGGAUUGGAGGCUCCGGCAAGACCACUCUGGCCUUGGAGGUGUACAACAAGAUCCAACAACAGUUUGAUUGCCGGGCUUUCAUCUCUGUUUCUCGAACUCCCGACAUCAAGAGGCUUUUGAAACAUAUCCUCUUUCAAGUCAAUGAAGAAGAGUACAACAACUCAGAAAUGUGGGAUCUGGAGCAGCUGAUACUCAAGCUCAGGGAACACUUGAAAGACAAGAGGUACUUGAUUGUUAUUGAUGAUAUCUGGAGCACAACGGCUUGGCAACAUGUCAAAUUUGCCUUACCUAUUGAUAAUAUCAAACGAAGUAGAAUAAUUGCUACAACACGUAAUAAGAAUGUGGCAACGUCAUGCUGUGCUGACAUGGACGGGCAUAUGUAUGAAGCGAAGCUUCUAACUGUUGAUGAUUCCCGCAGUUUAUUCUUUGGAAGAAUCUUUUCUUCAGGCGAAUGUUGUCCCCAAGAAUUGCGGGAAGUUGCAGAUGAAAUAUUGAAGAAAUGUGGUGGAUUGCCAUUGGCCAUAAUCAGUAUAGGUAGUUUAUUAGCCACCAAAAGUCGAACAGUCGAAGUCUGGUCGAAAAUACGGAAGUCUGUUUCUUCUGCAGUCCAGAAAGAUUGUCCACUUGACCAAAUGAAGAGAAUAUUGCUCCUUAGUUAUCUUGACCUUCCACACCAUUUAAAGGCUUGUUUUUUAUAUCUGAGUGUCUUCCCGGAGGGUUACUACAUUGACAGCAGAUUUUUGAUAUGGAAUUGGAUGGCUGAAGGCUUAAUUGGUGGAGAAAACAGAGAAGAUAUGGAGAGGCUUGGAGAAAGCUAUUUGAAUGAGCUUAUCAAUAGAAGCAUGAUUCAAGCAAGAAAGAUUGGGGCAGAUGGCACAAGAGUGAAAAUCUGCGGAGUCCAUGAUAUUGUGUUGGAUUUUAUUGUAUCUCAAGCUGCGGAAGACAAAUUUGUGACUGUGUUGAUAGAUGGUAAAUACCCUUCAUGGAAGAUUCGCUGGCUAUCCCUCCACUUGAACUCUUCUCAAGCUGCAGAUUUGCCAAUAAAGGAUGCAUCGCAUCUUCGGUCACUCAAUAUAUUUGGACCUAGAGGUAAGCAACUGCCUCAAAAUUGUGAAGCUUUGCGAGUGCUGAAUAUAGAAGGCGUUGUGAAGUCUAAGAAUUGUCACGUUGAACACAUUGGAAGUUUCUAUCAACUGAAGUACCUGAGGAUCAUUGGUUACCAGAUCACAAGUCCCGACACAACCAUAACCGAGCUUCCGGAACAAAUUGGCAAUCUGCAACAUCUAGAGGUAUUAGAUCUUAGAGGUUAUAGAAUUCUGAAACUACCAGCAACUAUUGUUCAAUUAAAGAAACUAGUGUGCCUUUUUCUGGAUGAGAUCUUUACCCCGCUGCCUGAUGGAAUUGGGAAUCUGCAAUGCCUGGAGGAGCUAUCAGGGAUCAAUCUCUGUAAUGCAUCUGUAAGGUCUGUUCAAGGGCUCGGGGAGCUGACCAAACUAAGGGCACUGAAGAUUAAAUGGAUUUUAUGUUUUGAUAGGGUUCUCGAUGAGGAAGAUCACAUGAGAGUGUGUGCGUCAACUCUGUCCAAGCUCGUUGCGAACAGCCUCCGUUCGCUGCACUUCACUGGGAUCAAAAGCUCUGAUUUCUUAAACUCAUGGGUGUUUCCGAGUGGCUCCCCUCCUCCACCUCUCCGGAGGCUCUUCCUGGAGGGGGUUGGAAAUUUUGAUUUCCCCGCCGUACCAAGCCAGAUCAGAUCCCUCAUCAACCUCACCCGCCUUAGCAUCAGAUAUGUUCGUGAAAUGGGAGAAGAAGGUGUCAAUAUCCUCGCCAGUCUACCCAUGCUGCUCUCUCUUACAAUAUUGUUGCUCUACACCCAACGCCAGAGUUGUGUCAUCAGCAGCCAAGGAUUCCAGCGUUUAGUGAAGCUGAACUUUCACGGCGAGACCUGCCUGAUGUUUGAGCCAGGAGCCAUGCCAAAGCUCCAGAGGUUGAAACUAGUUGUGUUCCGAUGGCCAGAGCAGUACAACCCUGGAUUGCUCCACCUUUCAAGCCUCAAGCAUGUCAGUAUCUGGAACUGGAGGCGGGAUCGUGGUGUGGAGGAUUUGAUGGAUGAAAUCAGAAGCGUCCAUCCAAACCAUCCAAUACUGGACAGGAGGGUCUGAAGAGGCAAGGUGCAGCAGCUAACCUGUGGAGGAUCACAUGUAGUACAGAACUUGCUGGUGGUUGAGGCUGGUCAUAGUGGGAGUAACUUAGCUAGUAACAUAACGCUCUUCGAGAAAAUUUUGCUUAUGUGGCAAGUAAUUAAUGAGGUGGUAACAUAAUAUGUUACUGUAACAUAGCGCUUUCCAAGACAAGAUGAGUCUAUGAGCUAGUAAAUGAAGCCAUCUAUGAUACUA